CGCUCCCGCCCUCGCGCGCGGUGGUGGCGGCGGCGGCGCCCGGGAGCUGCCCUGAGGCCGCCCCCGGCCCCCGCCCGCGCGUCAGCGCGCCCAGCCCGGGGCUGCGAGCUCCGCCCGCGCCCGAGGCCCCUGCGCACGGCUCCGGGCGGGCAGCCGGCGGGUCGCUGCGGCGGGCGCGGGGGCGGCAGGCGGUAGGCGACCGCAGAGCGGCGCUGGCCCGGCCGGGCGCGGACCGCGGGCGCUCAGCUAGCCGCCCCGAUGUGGCAGGAGGCGAUGCGGCGGCGCCGCUACCUGCGGGACCGCGCCGAGGCGGCCGCGGCGGCAGCGGCGGGCGGCGGCGAGGGGCUGCAGCGGUCCCGGGACUGGCUCUACGAGUCCUACUACUGCAUGAGCCAGCAGCACCCGCUCAUCGUUUUCCUGCUGCUCAUCGUCAUGGGCGCCUGCCUCGCCCUUCUAGCCGUCUUCUUCGCGCUCGGGCUGGAAGUGGAAGACCACGUGGCGUUUUUAAUAACAGUUCCCACUGCCCUGGCAAUUUUCUUUGCCAUAUUCAUCCUUGUGUGCAUCGAGUCUGUGUUUAAGAAGCUGCUCCGAGUGUUCUCGAUGGUGAUUUGGAUAUGUCUGGUUGCCAUGGGAUACCUGUUCAUGUGCUUUGGAGGCACCGUAUCUGCCUGGGACCAGGUGUCUUUCUUCCUCUUUAUCAUCUUCGUGGUGUACACCAUGCUUCCCUUCAACAUGCGAGAUGCCAUCAUUGCCAGCGUCCUCACCUCCUCAUCCCACACCAUAGUGCUGAGCGUCUACCUGUCUGCAACCCCAGGGGCCAAGGAGCAUCUGUCCUGGCAGAUACUGGCCAAUGUGAUCAUUUUCAUCUGUGGGAACUUGGCAGGGGCCUACCACAAGCACCUCAUGGAACUUGCCCUGCAGCAAACCUACCGGGACACGUGUAAUUGCAUCAAGUCCCGGAUCAAGCUGGAGUUUGAAAAACGGCAGCAGGAGCGGCUUCUGCUUUCCUUGCUGCCGGCUCACAUAGCCAUGGAGAUGAAGGCUGAGAUCAUCCAGAGGCUACAGGGCCCCAAAGCAGGCCAGAUGGAAAACACAAACAACUUUCACAACCUAUACGUCAAACGGCACACCAACGUGAGCAUCUUGUAUGCUGACAUUGUUGGUUUCACCCGUCUUGCAAGUGACUGCUCCCCUGGGGAACUGGUCCACAUGCUGAAUGAACUCUUUGGGAAGUUUGAUCAAAUCGCAAAGGAGAAUGAAUGCAUGAGAAUUAAAAUUUUAGGAGACUGCUAUUACUGUGUUUCCGGACUCCCUAUAUCUCUCCCUAACCACGCCAAGAACUGUGUGAAAAUGGGAUUGGAUAUGUGUGAAGCCAUAAAGAAAGUCAGGGAUGCUACAGGGGUUGAUAUCAACAUGCGGGUAGGAGUGCAUUCUGGGAAUGUCCUGUGUGGGGUGAUUGGUCUCCAGAAGUGGCAAUAUGAUGUGUGGUCUCAUGACGUCACUUUGGCAAACCACAUGGAAGCUGGAGGAGUCCCUGGACGCGUUCACAUUUCUUCAGUCACCCUGGAGCACUUGAAUGGGGCUUACAAGGUGGAAGAAGGAGAUGGUGAGAUAAGAGAUCCGUAUUUAAAACAGCACUUGGUGAAAACCUACUUUGUAAUCAACCCCAAGGGAGAGCGACGGAGUCCCCAGCACCUCUUCAGACCUCGCCAUACCCUAGAUGGGGCCAAGAUGAGGGCAUCUGUCCGCAUGACACGGUACUUGGAGUCCUGGGGAGCAGCCAAGCCCUUCGCACAUCUGCACCACAGGGAUAGCAUGACCACAGAGAAUGGGAAGAUCAGUACCACGGAUGUGCCAAUGGGUCAACAUAAUUUUCAAAAUCGCACCUUAAGGACUAAGUCACAGAAAAAGAGGUUUGAAGAAGAAUUGAAUGAAAGGAUGAUCCAGGCCAUUGACGGGAUCAAUGCUCAAAAGCAAUGGCUCAAGUCUGAAGACAUUCAGAGAAUCUCCCUGCUUUUCUAUAACAAGAAUAUAGAAAAAGAAUACCGCGCCACUGCCCUGCCAGCAUUCAAGUACUACGUGACCUGUGCCUGCCUCAUCUUUCUCUGCAUCUUCAUUGUGCAGAUUCUUGUAUUGCCAAAAACAUCCAUCCUUGGCUUCUCCUUUGGAGCUGCAUUUUUCUCCCUCACCUUCAUCCUCUUGGUCUGCUUCGCUGGACAGCUUUUGCAAUGCAGCAAGAAAGCCUCGGCUUCUCUCAUGUGGCUUUUGAAGUCAUCAGGCAUCAUCGCCAACCGCCCAUGGCCGCGGAUCUCUCUCACGGUUGUCACCACUGCCAUCAUAUUAAUCAUGGCUGUGUUCAACAUGUUUUUCCUGAGUGACUCUGAGGAGACAACCCUUCCGACUUCCAAUACAUCAAAUGCAAACUUCUCUGUCCCGGAAAACCAGGCAGCAAUUCUCCAUGCACGAAAAUUGUUUUUCCUCCCGUACUUCAUAUACAGCUGCAUUCUGGGCUUGAUCUCCUGCUCCGUUUUCCUGAGGGUGAACUACGAAUUAAAAAUGUUGAUCAUGAUGGUAGCACUAGUGGGCUACAACACCAUUCUUCUCCACACCCAUGCCCAUGUCCUGGAUGCAUACAGCCAGGUCCUGUUUCAGAGACCAGGCAUUUGGAAAGACCUGAAGACCAUGGGCUCCGUGUCCCUCUCUAUAUUCUUCAUCACACUGCUCGUUCUGGGUAGACAGAGUGAAUAUUACUGUAGGUUAGACUUCUUGUGGAAGAACAAGUUCAAAAAAGAGCGGGAGGAGAUAGAGACCAUGGAGAGCCUCAACCGAGUGCUGCUGGAGAACGUGCUUCCUGCACACGUGGCUGAACACUUCCUGGCCAGGAGCCUGAAAAACGAGGAGCUAUAUCACCAGUCCUAUGACUGUGUCUGCGUCAUGUUCGCCUCCAUCCCAGACUUCAAGGAGUUCUACACGGAGUCAGACGUGAACAAGGAAGGCUUGGAAUGCCUUCGGCUCCUGAAUGAGAUCAUUGCGGACUUUGAUGAUCUGCUUUCCAAGCCUAAAUUCAGUGGUGUUGAGAAGAUCAAGACCAUCGGUAGCACAUACAUGGCAGCCACGGGUCUGAGUGCUGUACCCAGCCAGGAGCACGCCCAGGAGCCUGAGCGUCAGUAUAUGCACAUAGGCACCAUGGUGGAGUUUGCAUAUGCCCUAGUGGGGAAACUGGAUGCCAUCAAUAAACACUCCUUCAACGAUUUCAAACUGCGAGUGGGUAUCAAUCAUGGACCUGUAAUAGCCGGUGUCAUAGGAGCUCAGAAGCCACAAUAUGACAUCUGGGGCAACACUGUCAAUGUUGCCAGCAGGAUGGACAGUACCGGGGUCCUGGACAAAAUACAGGUGACCGAGGAGACCAGCCUCAUCCUGCAGACGCUCGGCUACACGUGCACAUGUCGAGGCAUCAUCAACGUGAAGGGAAAGGGGGACCUGAAGACGUAUUUUGUAAACACAGAGAUGUCAAGGUCCCUUUCUCAGAGCAACUUGGCAUCCUGAGAAGCUAUCCCUUCCUGGCAAGAAGAGCGUACUUGCAGGAAGGUACCACGCACUUUCUGGCUGCAGCCUUUGUCCCUCGUUUUGAUGUACGUGCCCUGUCCCAUCCUCCGGAGCCCUUGCAGACUAGUUCCUGUGACCCAGUGGCACACUGUUUGGUGUCUGCCUGUGCCCGGAUUGUCCUGCCACUUGCACUGUGCAUACUCCUAAGCAAAAGGAGGAGAGAAUGUGUCCUAGAAGGAGAGCAUUUAAAGAAGCGAGGAGAAGAGAGGUGAAAUGAACACAAAUUCUUAAGGCAAUAAAACUGGGGGGCUGUAUAUUAUCUUCUGGUGCAUGUUCUUCUCUGAAAAAUAUGGUAGGCUCGUAACUGCAUCCCUAGUCUGAUAUUCAAACACACAGUAUUUGUGAAGAAGUUGAUCCUGUCACCCAACAUGGAGUCUGUGCUCACCCACCCACGUCUUGUUGCCAGUGGUCAUGCGUGGGCCUCAGCUGGGGCUCUCGGCCCUUGUCGUCUUGCUCUGUUGUCUUGUGGCAGCAGCACAUUGCCAUCCGUCACCAGAAUUAGUCCUCACAGCCUAGGACCAGUUUUGUACCAGACUCGUGUGAUGUCUUGAUUCCAUUUGUCUUUUGUAAAGGUUAAUUCAUUAAAGUUUUAUGUACUUUGGUUUA
Molecule: messenger RNA, 4212 nt
Organism: Onychomys torridus (southern grasshopper mouse)
Lineage: Eukaryota; Metazoa; Chordata; Mammalia; Rodentia; Cricetidae
Gene: Adcy2
Product: adenylate cyclase 2
Exons: 25
Coding region: 259-3546 (1095 amino acids)
Biological process (GO): cAMP biosynthetic process; adenylate cyclase-inhibiting G protein-coupled receptor signaling pathway; adenylate cyclase-activating G protein-coupled receptor signaling pathway
Cellular component (GO): plasma membrane
Molecular function (GO): adenylate cyclase activity
Source: RefSeq, a predicted model, not a curated record